CUUCUCGUGCCACGAAAGGCGAGCGAAAUCCCCACCUGCUUCCCGCUCGAACCCCCGAACUCCCCGCCGGCAUCCGCGCCUUUCGACGGUGAUGUCGGCGGCCGCCGUCGAUGGCGCUCCUCCCUCGUCGCAGCAACCCCAACGGCCCACCGUGGAAUCUGUCCUCCAACUCGCCUCCCACGACCCCUCAGCCGCGGUCCCCCUCCUACCCGCUCUCCCGCCAGACGCCCUCGCAGACCUCCUCUGCUCCCUCUGCGUUGCCUCCCCCCCGAACCACCUCUCCCUCCUCCCAGCCCUGCUCUCCCUCUCCCCAAACCCCUCGGCCGCAUCCGCUGCCUUCUCCUCCCUCCUCAACGCGCCCAGCUGGCCGUCUCCGACCCUCCUCGCCGUCGCCUCCGUCCUGCGCGACCUCCCCGUGUCUUUCCGAUCCCGCGUCCCCGACUGCCUCUCUAAGAUUCUCUCCCUCCUCCCCGGUGCCGAUGUCCAGGACCUCCCCGCACUUGCCUAUCAGCUCCUGCUCCUCGCCUCGAAGCCGCUCCACCCCCGGCUCGUCCUCGCCGGCCUCCUCCGCUUCUUCGGCGGCCGCCACGGUGCUCGCGUGCGCGCCCCGCCUUCCAUCGCACGGCAGGUCGAGGGCACCGUACUGAUGCACGUCGCCUUCGCGGUUAAGCAGGACCCUGCACUGGCAAGGGAAGUAGUAGCCGCCGUCAAGGCCAAUGCCGCGGGUGUGCUCAACGGAUUCGCGGUGGCGGUACUGCUGUCCGUAGCACGCGUGCGGAGGUUCAACGACGGCGCUGUGGCCGUGCUCCGGGACGCUGCCACUACAUCACGCCGGGAUUAUCGGAUGUCGAGGCGCUGCAAGUGGUUGCCAGAUCGCCUCAAAGAGGAAAGCGUGCAGGUUGCUCAUUGUGUUGAGAAGGCACUACUGAAAGCCGUCGCUGAGAGCAUUGGUGGGAGGGAGCAUGUUGUUCCAAGCAUUGUUCAAGUAGGUUUUCUCCUUUUAGAAGCCUCGAAUGGUGAUCCAGGGGAGGAAGAUGGUCCAGGUGAAGGGGUUAUGAGCACUGAAGAAAUAGGUGUUAAUAUGCUCAAGUCAUUGUUUGAGACCCAUGAAAUGGCACGGACUGAGAUAAUUGAACAAUGCAAGUUCCGGAUUCUCUCCGCAAAGCCCCAGCAAAGUACACCAGUUCUCUGGUUGCUUGGAUGCUUAGUUGGGAGUCAUCCAUUUCCAAUGCUAGAAUAUGUUGCACACCUGAAGGAGUUGCUGGACUAUUUUGCCUUCAUGAAUGACAAGAUAUCGACGGGUCUGAUCAAUUGCAUCUUGCCACUCACAAAGUUCAGCCGUGAUCUCAAGGAUUACAUAAUAUUGGUUGUAAGGAAGGCCAUGUUCAAGCGGGAGGAUGAUGUCCGAAUUGCUGCUACAAAUGCUAUAGUUGAGCUGAUUGUAACAGAGAACGAGUAUAGGAAAAAUGAAGCUAAUCCUUUUCAAGACUCAUCAAAUCAACCAAGCUCUAGCCAGCAACCUGAAAUACAUCGAAAGGUUGGUGUGGAACUCUUUCAAGAAUUAAGUGGAUUGCUUCGCAGAUGUCUUUCGCAACAGGCUAGAGUCAGAAAGGUCUUGUAUGAGGGUCUCAUUCGAAUUGUUACCUCCGAUCCAGAUGUUGCAGACAAUGUCCUUGAUUUUCUGUGGCCCCACUUCCUAAACUAUUACAUAGAGAAUGCAGAAUGCCCCCUUAAAAUGGAUUCAUGUUUUAAAGUUGAGAAUGCCAAAGUAUGUAUGGUGGAACCUUUGGAUUGCCUACUGUCAUGUGUCUCGUGCAUUCUUCGAGCUCAGAAAAAUAGUAAAUGUCACCGACCACGUGAUGCAUAUUGGAAGUGUUUUGGUUUUGCUCCUUCCCAGGAUAACGAGGUUGGAAAAUCCUCGUCAAGGGACUUGUUCAUGAAAGGAUUAUCAAAUAUCCAGAAGUAUUUGAGGAAAUGCCUCACAGAAGAUCAACGAGGACAGACCCAAGAAGCUGGUUCUGCUUCUUCAUCUUUGGAGAUAGUUCAGUGUCAUAACCUUUUUAUGCCUGGAAUCGUUGAGGUUUUUGUUGAUUUUGCCGCUUCAAAACUGGUGGAAGCUGCUGAUGAACCAAAGGAGAAGUUAGAAAAAGAAAUACUGGAGCUCGUUGAUGCUCACAGUGGCUUUGAGAGGAAAGCAAGCAAGAGCAGGGAGAAAGUUGCACGAAGAAGAGGGGAUUCAAGAGGUGCUACAGAUAGGCAGACUAGUGAACCUAAGGAAAAUUCAAAUGCUUCUUUGCUGAAAUUACAUGAAAAGAGGGGGGGAUUUAUGAAUUCAACUUUGUAUGAACUUGUAGUGAUGUGUGCCAAACAAUGCCAUGUUAACAAAUAUGAUAAAGGCAGCCAGCAUCCUAGCCAAUCUAAAUUGAGUCAGAGCUCUAGUCUAUUAUCCUUCGCACUGAAAGCCUGUCUUGAGAUGUUCAGAUCACUUACAGCCAAGACAAGUGAUCAGCCCAUUGGAAAUUUAAGAACACUGUAUGAAGAUGUAAAAAACUUAGCGCAGCCAAUUGUGAAGCUCAUAUGGUGGCUUAUGUUAGAUUCAGAGCAAGAGAAUGGUGGAUUCAAGAAGAAUACAACCCAAGGGAAGAAAACAGUUGAAAACAAAAAGGAUCAGUUAUAUCUGGCAUUGAAAUGCUUUAAAGAACUUUUUAAACUAAGUGUAUCAGAAGACCGUUCCAGUGACAUUAUUGAUCUUCUGAUAUCUUCGGCUCCUUCAAAUAUAGAGGAUAUGUUGGAAGCUGACCAGCUUCUUGACGAGGACACUACUGUGAUUGAGAAUCCAGAAAAAAGAGGUGUUCAUGUGUUUCUAAACAUAUUGAAGAUGUUAUAUGCCAGAACCCUUUCCCAAUCCCUUUUACGUGAGUCCGAGGCUGUAUCCGAACUGAUUUUUGGCAUAGCAAGGAAACUGCAUCCUGAUGAGAGGCAUCUUGUGGGACAUUGGGCCGCAGGCUUAUGUCGAAAGAAUACUGUCCAAAGCACAACCACCGCGCAAGAGGUGGUAAAACUUGCUGUCCAUCUUAUGACAACUCCAGAUGACAUGAUUCUUGUGCAUGAGAUGACAACAGAGUUGAAGAAAUUAAUAGCCUCUGGAGACGAGGACUCUGUAGAUUCUUCCGAGGCAUUUCUCAUUAUCAAUUGUAAAACAAAAUGUUCACUUGUUGCUGUCUUCCUUCAUAUGGUUGAGUCAUCUCUCAUUGAACUGGAAUGGGGUCUUGGUAGGCUUAAGGCAAUGCUCACAUUAGGUUAUGGUUCUUCUAAUGUCGACGAGGAUCAGCCAGCAGAUGAAAGGACACAAAGAAUGUUGUUGGAGGAAGCACUCUAUUCAAGAUCAACAUCAGUAGUUCAUGUCCUUUCGUCUUUCACACAUAUGAGCCUUAAGGAUUCUCAGGCAGAACAGUUUCUGAAACUGACUGCAAAGUUCUACAAGCUCUUGGCUCGUAUGUCGAAGUCUCAGAUUGCACCUAAGGGCUACAAGCAGUUCAUACCAGAUCUCAAAUUUCAGAAAAUGGCGGAAGUAACUUGCAGGAUGCUUACUGUUCCACUUUACAAUUUUGUCUUUACACUUCAAGAGAGUGAGCAACCACACAAAAAAGGAACCCUCGCGAAGAUUAAAAGGGAGAGCAAAUGCAUUCCCGAUCUUAUUUUCCAGGUCGAGGAUUAUGAGAAGUACCUAAUUCAGUUAAGCAAACUCACAAAGGUGAACCUUCUGAGGCAUGCCAAGCGUAGCGUAGCAAGAGAUUUUCGUAUACAACCAAAGGAGAAAGCUGCAGAAGAAGAACGUGAAGGGGAUUCUACUCCAGCAAGUGCUGCAUCACCUGAGAGUGACCUUGAGGAGGAUGCAGAAGAAGGACCCGCUGAUGAAAACCUGCAGGCCAGUGCACAACAUGAUGAUGCCGUCCAAAAUUCUGAAUCCGACGGAGAAGAGGAUGAAGUAUUAAUACACAGGAAGGGAGCUAAUGCAAACCAAAUUGUCCAAGAUUCUGAAUCCGAUGGAGAAGACGAGGAAGUAUUAGCAUGCAGGAAGAGAGCUAAGACAAACCAGAUGGUCCAAGAUUCUGAGUCUGAAGGAGAAGAGGAGCAAAUGUUAGCACGGAGGAAGAGAGCCAAGAGAAACCAAAUCGUCCAAGAUUCUGAAUCUGAUGAUGAAGAUGCUGAAGGCGAGUGAAUUUUUCUGUAGGCAGCAAUCAGAAAGCGUUAGUCUGCUCCUAGGAAAUAUAGAGCAAUACUCGUAGAUAGUUUUGAACUGUUUCUGUUGGUUAACCUGUUGAUUUUAGACGAUAUAUAAGAUGUAAUCGCAGUCAUUGUGCUCUUACUGUACUUCAUUCAGUGCCAAGAACUUCCUUUAUUGAAA
Messenger RNA from Hordeum vulgare subsp. vulgare (domesticated barley), 4408 nucleotides. Its product is annotated as Fanconi anemia group I protein. The transcript has 13 exons. The coding region runs from base 92 to 4222 and encodes 1376 amino acids. Gene Ontology annotation, molecular function: DNA polymerase binding. The record is from RefSeq and is a predicted model, not a curated record. Lineage: Eukaryota; Viridiplantae; Streptophyta; Magnoliopsida; Poales; Poaceae. Gene Ontology annotation, biological process: DNA repair.